Messenger RNA from Aspergillus aculeatus ATCC 16872, 1923 nucleotides. RefSeq lists its product as uncharacterized. The transcript has 3 exons. Lineage: Eukaryota; Fungi; Ascomycota; Eurotiomycetes; Eurotiales; Aspergillaceae. The coding region runs from base 1 to 1923 and encodes 640 amino acids. The record is from RefSeq and is a predicted model, not a curated record.
AUGGCCCCUCAAUCCAUCGACACUAAUGCUGAGGCGAUCUCCCUUUGGAGGAAGCGUUUCGACAAGCGACAUCCAUCAACAAACCCCGUGAUUGCCAUCCUUGAUAUCGAGUACAACGAGCUCGUCUUGUCUUGGAAGAAGUUCCAGGAGACUCUCGCCCCAUCGGAUCUUGUCCAAUUUCAGGAACGCGCCCAGGGACCUGAGGAUGUCUUGAGUCUGGUGAGCAGCAUCGAGCCGGUCUGGACGUCUAGCUCGAGGCAGCGAGUGGUCCGUGACCAGUGCACCGAGCUGAGAUCCACCCUUCACGCCCACAGCAUCCUUUUGAGUGCCCUGCCAAAAAAUGAAGCAUACUUGUCUCUCUUCUACAGUGUCCUUCAGUCAACGCUCAAGGCAUCUGCGAACUAUCCAAGGAUCAUGGAAGGAUAUAUCAAAUCACUCGUCAUGAUCAACAGGUCCUCUUGCCUGGCCAUCACAACAGAUCUAUCGUCCUGCUCAAAAGACACAAUUCACUCGAUCGCGCAUUUCUACACACUAUUCUUCUUCUUCCUAGGCGAAUUUAUGGACUGGUUUGUACGCCAAUCCAAAUGUCGACUACUAAAGAGUCCCAACCACAACGUGUAUCAUACAUUCCGAGAUCUUGUCGGCCACCUGCGGCACAGCGUCAAAGUAAUUAUGAGAGGAAUGGCGGAUAUAAUGGACGUCGAUGAGUACGACAGUGAUGCUGAGGAUAUUACCGACACGACCUGCAACAGGGAGUUAUGUCUGUUCGAACAAGCCCGGUUGGACCAGAUUGGUUUACAGCGGAGGGAUCGCCGCCACAAAGCGGAGAACGCUUUCAUUCGUCAUUUGGUCUGGGAAAUUGCGCAGGAUGCGGUGAAGCGCGCAAGGCUCUUGAGGGAGAGAGAUGCCUUGCUUGCGCAUCUGCUCGAUACCGUGGGCCACCAGAUCCGUCCGGUGAGCCAGCAGAAUACUGGCAUUGCUUGCCUAACGACAACAGCUUCUAGGGACAUAGGUAGGGUAACGAAGGUGUACAUGAAGAAUCAAACAGCUUGGUAUGCUGACCGUAUCACCUUGCAAGACAUGGAUAGAUUUACAUCGAGCGAAGGGGGUCAGAAGCACAAGUAUACGCGUGCGGAAUUGCAGCUGGCUUCUAGUCACCUAGAAAACUUUUUCGAUGCAGACGAUCAGACGCCCGAGCUGGACCCUGAUGUGGAGGUGAUCGCAGAAGAGAAUGUCAUGACAUCUUUGCAACAGUGGGCGACCGAUGCAUAUUCCCAGGUGCUUGCCGUGGGCGGAUCGCCCACCACGGCUUUCCCUAGCCCCGUCCUUCUCAUCUCGACGUGCUACGCCAGCCUGGCACGAAAGGCCCGCUUACCGGUCAUCUCCCACUUCUGUACCCGGUCCACCAACGGAACCGACGAAUUGACGUACGAGCAACAGUUGAUUGCCCUGGCCUACAGCUUGAUCCGGCAGUUGAUAGAGUUCUUGCCUCCGGUGAUCAUCAGUCACUCGGGGUGUAACCUGAGUGCAGAACGGUUCAAGCCGUUGAAUGGCACGUUGACUUCGUGGAAAGAAGUGCUCUCCUUGAUCGAUAUACUCCUCUAUCAUGCCCCACCCCUAAUGGUGUGUGUGAUCCAUGGUCUAGAUGCUAUUCAAGAUGCGUCCACUGACCAGUACAUACGCUCUCUGGUCCGCAUCCUUCUGACACACACGAGACACCAGACCGCCACCAUGGAAGGGGGCCUUGAGACCCAGAGCGUUCUGCUCAAGAUACUGUUCACUGUCGCUGGACGACCGAGCUCGCUGGUGGAGACGCUGUCGGAGAGCCAGCUGAUACUGCGCGAGUCGAACCAGACGGAGGAGCUGACGACGACCGACUCUGCACUAAGCCCCGAUGUUGGGGUCGUCAUGAUGAAUGCAUAA